AUGGCCAUGGCUUUCUGGCUGCUUCUUGAGGAGAUUGGGUAUCAUGAUUUGACUAGAAAAAUCCAUUCAUUUGAUAAUGCCACCAUUGAGGCAGUAUUCAACGAAACAAUCUCCUGUUUGGAAUGCAUUCAACCAGAUGGAAAUAGAGAAGUACAACCAACUGAAGUUACUGAUUCUCCUGUCUUUGUUGGCCUCUUGGAUGAGCCCAUCAACAGAAGGUUCUUUCGUUACAAUUCUGAAUUCAUGUUUAGGCGGUUUACUCAUAUAAUGGAGACGGUUUGCGACAAGAUAUUCGGACAAAAUGCAGCCAUUGAGGUUGAUGAUCAAAUGAAUGUUAGGCCUGCGAUCAAGCCAUUUGGCGAGGGAUCAAGCCGGUGUAGCAACUUGGCGGGAAGAACACGAGCCGGACAUGGUCGCAAUUGGACAGUUAUGACGCCUUCUUCGGUGAGUUUUGGAGCAACCUUAAAUCCUAAUGCGAGUGAGUUUGUCCCGAGGCAGAUGAAUGCAGAUUCAAGAACCAUGUUCUUAACCUUCUCAAAGGGAUACUCUCUUACUCGUGAUGAAGUAUUCAGCUUCUUUACCUCGAAUUGGGGAGAUGUGGUUGAAGAUGUGGUGGUGGAACAAGCAGCCGGGGGAGACCCUCCUCUAUAUGGAAGAGUGAUAUUCAAGGAGCAUUCAAUCAUCAAUAUAAUUCUCAAUGGACAAUCUAAGGCAAAAUUCAUGGUGGGAAGAAAGCAUUUGUGGGCUCGAAUUUAUGUUCCCAGGCGUGGCUGA
Messenger RNA from Oldenlandia corymbosa var. corymbosa, 774 nucleotides. NCBI's taxonomy places the organism in Eukaryota, Viridiplantae, Streptophyta, Magnoliopsida, Gentianales, Rubiaceae. The record is from the annotation of a GenBank genome assembly.